Messenger RNA from Sinocyclocheilus anshuiensis, 3016 nucleotides. It is a transcript of the gene arhgap25, whose product is annotated as Rho GTPase activating protein 25. The coding region runs from base 359 to 2329 and encodes 656 amino acids. The record is from RefSeq and is a predicted model, not a curated record. NCBI's taxonomy places the organism in Eukaryota, Metazoa, Chordata, Actinopteri, Cypriniformes, Cyprinidae. Gene Ontology annotation, biological process: negative regulation of small GTPase mediated signal transduction; activation of GTPase activity; actin filament organization. Gene Ontology annotation, cellular component: phagocytic cup. The transcript is spliced from 11 exons. Gene Ontology annotation, molecular function: GTPase activator activity.
GAGUCAGAGUGUGGGUACGAGGAGUGACAGUGCUGCUCUGCUGUUUCUCUACAGCCUGACAGAAAUGCUGGAUGUAGGAACUUCAAAAUAACUCUUGGAUUGCUGGUUUGCUCACACAAACUCCACAUGCGAGCCUAGGAGCAGAUUCAACGUGUUUGGAGGUGUUAAAGAAAAAAAGAAGAAGAAUCAGAUCAGCAGAGGAAGGAGGAAGUAAAGAGAAGAAGAGAGGCUGACUGGAAAGAAUGUACUCUUAGAGUUCACAGUGUGUUUUGUGAUUGUGUGUGUGUGUGUGUGUGAACGAGAGAAUGUGUGCGAGUGUGUCUGUGCGUGUGUAACCUUUCGGUCCGAUUUUGAAGAAAUGUCUUUGAGACUACCUCGCAACUGGGACUUCAGCACCUUCAGAGCUGAAACCGCCAAGAUAGCUCGCUCCAUGAGUGUUAUGCCAGGGGAAGGUAGCCCUGGAUCCACUCACACUGGUUUUAAGAGAUCCAUGGAGAAACCUCUGAAGACGGGUUGGCUGAAGAAGCAGAGAUCCAUCGUAAAGAACUGGCAGCUGCGCUUCUUUGUGCUGAGAGGAAACGUCCUUACAUACCAUAAAGAUGACAGAGAGAGUGCCGUCCAGGGAACUAUACCUUUGUUCUCAUGCCAAGUUAAUGAGCUACCAUCAAAUGCAGAUGAUAAAUUCCUGUUUGAGAUUAUCCCAGGUAGCAGUACAGAUCGGGAGCGGGAUGCCUAUGUUCUCAUGGCGACGAGUCAGAGCGAGAUAGAAGAGUGGGUGCGCUCCAUUCGCAAAGCCAUCGGAUCACGGUCCAAUGGAGUAUUUGGGAAGAGCCUUUCAGACAUCAUGGUAUAUGAGAAGAAAUUUGGGUCACGUCUGGUGCCCAUCCUGGUGGAGAAGUGUGCUGAAUUCAUCAGAGAGCAAGGUCUGAUUGAGGAGGGCAUCUUUCGCCUGCCAGGACAGGACAACCAGGUCAAACAGUUCAGAGAGGCCUUUGAUGCCGGAGAAAGACCCUCGUUCCCCAGUGACACUGAUGUCCACACGGUGGCGUCCUUACUUAAGUUGUACCUCAGAGAGCUUCCUGAACCUGUUGUGCCCUGGACUCAAUAUCAGGACUUCCUUGACAGCACUCUGAUGCUGGAUGCCGCCACUGCAGCUGGCAAAGAAAAGCUGGAGGAACAAAUCAGCCUUCUGCCAAAAGUGAACUACAACCUUCUGAGUUACAUCUGCAGAUUCCUUUUUGAGGUCCAACAGAACUCAAAGGUGAAUAAGAUGAGUGUUGAGAAUCUGGCCACAGUGAUGGGAGUGAACCUGUUCAAACCACAAGUGGAGGACGCCAUCAGUAUGAUGAAAGGAACUCCCAUGAUACAGAAGGUAAUGACGGUGAUGAUCAGACACCAUGGGCUGCUUUUCCCACUCUCUAAAGACAUGCUGCCAUCUCCUCUUCCGAGCAAGAAAAACAAAAGCAAGAAGAACAGUAACCCUCGCAGUUUUGUGGGCUGGGAGUCUGCAGAGUGUGAGGUGUCCUCCCUGUCUGAAUCUCCUGAGGAAGAGGAAAUGGACACACCUGAGGAAGAGAGGAAGGACCUGUGGUCAUCUGAGACAGGGUCAGAAGGCACAUCUAUUUCUCCUACCUCUCCAUUUUCAUCUACAACCGACAUGUGGCCCGACAGCCCCAGAAAAAGGACUCAAACUCUACCUAGCUUGGGCUGUCCGUCAGUGGGAAAAACAGUCCGCGAGCCUUCUUGGGAACACUGGAGCAGGUUCCAGGAGAGCUUUAACGAGAACGAAGAGAAAACAUUCUCAGAGGACAUCUUUAAGUUACUCGACCUGCAGAAAGUGACACUGUUUUCUGGAGGGCAGAAAAGUGAAAAGGAAAAAGUUGAAGGACAAAAGGACACAGAGAACACCGGCUUGCAUAAGACAGUUAGCGAUGUUGUAGACAAACAGAUAGAUGCUCUAAAAACACAGGCACUGAGCACAGCGUCCUUGCCCAAACCUUGGCCGAGCAACGAAGUGAGUGCGGCAGCUGUGAGCAGGGAGAAGCCAGCAGCACCUUCAGCACCAGCUCUCCAGAAAAGCAGUGCAGCUCAACCAGAAAACACUGACUCAAUGAACAUCAUCAACAGUUUCCAGCAGAAGAACAAAGAGCUGAGCGCUACAGUGACAGAGCUGCAGGCAGCACUUGAGGCAGAGCGACGCUGCAAAGCUGCGUUAGAGAUCUUACUACGCAAUGCAGAGCGCAGCAGGGACGAAGCACUCAUGCACAAUGAGCAGCUGAACAGAGAGAUUCAAGAAUUCCUCAGCAGACCGACUGCUGGACCGUCAUAGUGACACCAUCAAAUGAACAAAGUUCAAAAUAAGUCCUGUCUAGCUCCUUAGAGGAGUACAAAACAAGCAAUCUGGACAACUCCAUUGGGUUUUACAACAUGAACUGCUCUGAAUAAUGUCUUCAAAGUAAGACUAGUGGUAAUGUCCAUCUCUCAGAUUUUGUCUAUGAUGUGACAUAAGUAAAACCGCUACAGUAUAUGUACAGAAAUUACAGAUUUGAUCUACUUAUUGAGUUUCACAUUGGGAUUGUGAUCCGUAACAAGACAAUAUGUGAAUUUUGAAGCGAUUCAGUAUUGGACUAAACAUUUUACAGAUUUAUAAAGAAUAUUUAAUUACUUUCUGCUGAAAUGUUAUAGUAUUUUCUAAUGGAUCUCAAAAAAUAACUCCCCAACAAGAACUACAAAAAAAAGAGUUUUUAGGCACUUGACAGCUAGUCUGGCAGAGACUACCUUGAUCCAACUAAGGCCAGCUUGGUUUAAUCUAUUUUUUUUCAACAUGGAGAAGUCUUGCCCACCUUUAAUUAUUAAUGAUAAAUUUAAUAACUAUUGUGACAGAGGUUUAAUUAAAAUGAUUAUUGUUUAUGUGAUCACAAAACUGAGCUAGACUCCAUUAGAGUCUGUGAACAAUUUGGUGAAAAGGGCAAAAAACACAAAAUGUGGAUUGCUGUCAGUAAAUAAACAGUUUUUA